AUGCCUUCCUUGAGCGGAAAAGUGCAGACUGUCCUGGGCCCUGUGGAGCCAGACUGUCUUGGCUACACGUUGACUCAUGAACACUUGACUAUGAACUACAGCAGCUGCUUUUGUCCGCCUUCUCCAGGCCAAGAACCUUUGUCUAAUGGGCCCAUUGAGAUGAAGAACUUGUUUUGGAUUAAGCAAAAUCCUUACAGCCAUAAAGAAAACCUUCUUUUGUAUCAGGAAACAGAUGCUGUGAGGGAGGAGCUGCUGCAUUUUAAAGCAGCGGGUGGUGGGACGAUUGUGGAAAACACAACUACAGGAAUUGGCCGGGAUAUGAAUACUUUGAAGAAACUAGCUGAAGAAACUGGAGUUCAUAUUAUUGCUGGUGCUGGGUUUUACGUGGAUUCCACUCACUCUUCUCAAACACAGGCCAUGACAGUGGAGCAGCUGACAGAGAUUAUUGUUGAUGAGGUACUCAAAGGAGCAGAUGGGACUAAUAUCAAGUGUGGUGUGGUGGGAGAAAUAGGUUGCUCCUGGCCUUUGACUCCGAGUGAGCACAGAGUGCUUCAGGCAACAGCACAGGCUCAGGCACAGCUUGGGUGCCCUGUUAUCAUCCAUCCUGGCAGGAACAGCGACUCCCCUUUCCAGAUUCUGCGCAUUCUGCAGGAAGCUGGGGCUGAUGCUUCAAAGACAGUCAUGUCUCACCUCGACAGGACCAUAUUUGAUAAAAAGAAACUUCUCGAAUUUGCUAAACUUGGAUGUUACUUAGAGUAUGACUUAUUUGGUACAGAAUUCCUUCAUUACCAGUUCCAUCCAGAUAUUGACAUGCCGAGCGACAACGAAAGAAUUGCAAGGAUUCGUAUGCUGAUUGAUGAAGGCUAUGAAGACAGAAUUCUGAUGGCUCAUGAUGUGCACACCAAGAACAGGUUGUUGAAAUAUGGAGGUCAUGGAUAUUCACAUAUCUUUAAAAAUAUAGUUCCUAAAAUGCUAAUUAGAGGCAUAUCCCAAGAUAAAAUUGAUAAAAUACUCCUAGCAAAUCCAAAGCGGUGGUUGACUUUUAAGUAGGAAUAAUGAAUAAAUAUACAUGAUUUAUAAGGAAGCUUGAUAAAAUUCAGAUUUCAGUAGAGCAGACGUUAAAAAAAAUUCAAAAAAACUGAAAAUUAUUAAGUAGAUGCAAAUAAACUGAUAACUUUUCUUUUUAAUUAGAAUGUCAAAAUUGUGUACUGUCUCUACAUUUUCUCCCUUCUGAAAGUUUGCUAAUUUACUGAAUAUGAGCCUACCUACGGAAUCUUUUCAAUUGAAAUUUUAAAAUAAUUGUUUCAAAACCAUAAUCUAAUACUGUUACUUAAUGUU
Molecule: messenger RNA, 1338 nt
Organism: Cinclus cinclus
Lineage: Eukaryota; Metazoa; Chordata; Aves; Passeriformes; Cinclidae
Gene: PTER
Product: phosphotriesterase related
Exons: 4
Coding region: 1-1050 (349 amino acids)
Biological process (GO): catabolic process
Molecular function (GO): zinc ion binding; hydrolase activity, acting on ester bonds
Source: RefSeq, a predicted model, not a curated record